GGAUCAAUUUAUUUUAAUUAAUCGCAAUUUAUAUACCUUUCAAUUGUUGGCUUCUUCUUCUACAGUCUUGUGUACAUAUUUAUUUUAUAGUUAACUUUAUUCAACAUUUUUAUCAGUCAUGGGCGAUGUAAAGAAAAUAAAGAUCGGUAUAAUCGGGGGCUCAGGGUUCGACGACCCGACGCUGUUCGAGAACCAGGUAGAGAGGGCGGUGACCACACCGUUCGGUGACCCUUCGGACGUGCUGAUCGAGGGGCAGAUCAAGGGAGUGCCCUGUGUGCUGCUGGCCAGGCACGGGAGAAAGCAUCAGUUACAACCCAGUGACGUGAACUAUCGCGCCAACAUUUGGGCCCUGAAAGAGUCAGGCUGCAGCCACGUGCUGGCCACCACCGCCACCGGCUCGCUGGUAGAACACUUCCGUCCCGGAGACCUGGUGAUCUUGGACGAUUUCAUUGACAGAACUUGGGGUCGCAAUUGCACCUUCUUCGACCGCACCGAGGGGGGUCCGCGGGGGGUGUGCCACCUGCCCAUGCGGCCGGCGUACUGCGAGCGAGCGAGACAGGCGAUGAUCGCGGCCGCUAGAGCGAGAGGCUUCAACUGUCAUGACAGAGGCACUGCGGUAGUCAUACAGGGGCCAAGAUUCUCAAGCCGUGCUGAGAGCCUGAUGCACCGGCAGUGGGGCGGCCAUCUUGUCAACAUGACCACAGUUCCAGAGGUGGUGCUAGCGAAAGAAGCUGGACUAAGUUACGCUGCAGUUGCGCUUGUUACCGACUACGACUGUUGGAGGGAGAACGAAACAUCAGUGUCGGUGAGCGAGGUGCUGGCAAUGUUCGCUAAGAACGUGAAGAAAGCGGCCGAUGUGAUCGUGGACGCCGUGCAGAUCCUCGCCGCUGACUCCGAUACGAUAUAUCUCGACGAACAUAAGAAUCUGGUGGCAUCUUCGAUAAUGCUGAAAGAAUAAUAUUAAGGACAAUAUUUUUUUCUUAUUUUGUGUUAAAUAUACACAUUUGUAUGCAAUAUAAUUAUUGUUUUUCAAUAAAUAAAACAACAGUUCCGUA
Plodia interpunctella (Indianmeal moth) is the source of this 1055-nucleotide messenger RNA. It is a transcript of the gene Mtap, whose product is annotated as Methylthioadenosine phosphorylase. Lineage: Eukaryota; Metazoa; Arthropoda; Insecta; Lepidoptera; Pyralidae. Bases 119 to 958 code for a protein of 279 amino acids. Gene Ontology annotation, biological process: nucleoside metabolic process. Gene Ontology annotation, molecular function: S-methyl-5-thioadenosine phosphorylase activity. The record is from RefSeq and is a predicted model, not a curated record. Gene Ontology annotation, cellular component: cytosol. The transcript is spliced from 8 exons.